AUGCGUGGUUUCUAUAGAAGUACCUACAAAGACGAACACAAUCAGGAGAAAUUUCUAGCAUCAACUCAAUUUGAGUCCACUUACGCUCGUUACGCAUUUCCAUGUUUCGAUGAACCCAUAUACAAAGCAACAUUUGAUAUUUCUAUAGUUACUGAUCCUGGAAUGACCGCCAUUUCUAACAUGCCUGUGGUUUCGGCCACUCCAUGUGAUUUCCAUGGAGCAAAGAAGGUUUGGGUGAAAUUUGAUCGUACUCCUCAAAUGUCUUCGUACCUAGUAGCGUUUGUUGUUGGAGAGCUCGAUUUAUAUCCAGGUAAAGAUGAAAAAACUUCUUCAAAAAGCGGCACUAUCAUGAGAGUGUACACUGUUCCCGGAAAGAGAAGUCAAGGCACAUACUCUUUGGACUUGGCAGCCAAGUUGUUGCCAAGCUCCAAUCAAAGACAUCUCUAG
Messenger RNA from Ostertagia ostertagi, 447 nucleotides. Lineage: Eukaryota; Metazoa; Nematoda; Chromadorea; Rhabditida; Trichostrongylidae. The record is from the annotation of a GenBank genome assembly.